UUUAGGAAGAGCAGUAGUCCGGCAGUUCCAGGUCAGUUUUUGGUGAAGAUGCUCUUUUUUGUAACCGUCCGCCAUGUUUGUUUUCUGCUCACAGCUCUGAUCUGCUGCAUCAAAGACUCUGCAGGGAUCCACCUUUCUGUCCCAGAGGAUCACCAUGUUUGCCUGCCGUGUAAUCCCUCAAAUGGUUCAGACGUGAUCUGGACUCUGCAAGACAGGAGGGUUCUGGUGACCCGACAGGGAAACUACCAGACCAACCAGGACCACCAGCGCUAUGUUCUCAGUCACAGCGACCUGUGUCUCCUUGAGCUCGACGACUCUGACGAUGGAGAGUAUCGCUGUAACCACCAGCUGGUGGCCGAGCUGCACGUGCUCAUGGGUCAUGAUUUCCAAGUGUCUGUAGGUUGGACUCUCCUGCUCCCCUGCAGAGGCUCCUUUAAACCUAAGCAAAGGUGGUUUCGACAGAAAGAAGGAGGGCGGCGGGAGACCAUCUUCACCCUCUUCAAAAACGGCACAUGGAAACCGGAAGAGAAUGAGAACGGUCGACUCAGCUACAGCAACGAUGCCCUGCAGAUCCAGGACCUGCAGCCAGAGGACGCUGGAGAGUAUCUGUGCAACGGCAUCCUGCAGGCAAAAGUCAGCGUCCAUUCAGUGCCCCCAGAGCCAACGAGCAUCCCAUCAUCCUCCGGCACGUCUCCACAGUCAGCUGUUGUGAACACAGAUGUGGUUGACUUAAAAAAGAAGACAAAUCCUGAGAAAGUUCUGCUGCUGGCGGCUGUGGCUGGUUUUGCGUUAAUCGUCGUCCUCAUGGUUGUAGUUUGUGUUUUACUGACCAGCAUGUGGAGGAGAAAGAAGAAGAAGUACAGACACACAGCCUCAAAGAAGCUGGAAGACACAGAGCUGCAGCUGUGGAGUACAUCCAGCGCUCCAACGGAAACGAUGGAUCUUGAUAGUUGCUCCCUGCCUGAAGAAGACAUUCACUACGCUUCCCUGGGCCGACAAAACUGGAGGGAGAGACCCAGCUGGUCCCCGACGAUCCAGAGCCAAGUUAUCUACUCCUCCAUCAUCACCAGACCUGCAGCUGAAGACUGAACGUUUCUGCUUCAUUUGACCUUUUUGACUCUUGUUUAGAGGCUUUCCGGUUUGCCAGAUUUAGACUC
Messenger RNA from Oryzias melastigma (Indian medaka), 1157 nucleotides. RefSeq lists its product as uncharacterized. The transcript has 8 exons. Bases 49 to 1089 code for a protein of 346 amino acids. NCBI's taxonomy places the organism in Eukaryota, Metazoa, Chordata, Actinopteri, Beloniformes, Adrianichthyidae. The record is from RefSeq and is a predicted model, not a curated record.